AUGAAUAGCUUCCAGGGCGACUGCAGCUUCUUCGCCAAAUCCCCAGUCACGGGCCGCUUCGAUGAGAAAAAAUGCACGCAGUGGGUUUUCGACAAUUCGACCUUCACGUCUUCUGUUACUUCGGAGAUAGAUAGCAUCCAAUGUUUCGGGGUACUUGUCGGCGCGCCACUGAACGGCCUCUUAGCUGACAAGUACGGCCGACGUCCUACCGUGGCCAUAGGAUCUCUUCUGUACUCCAUCAUCGCCAUCGGCUCGUGCUGGCUUCCCACGCUGUCCAUCCUCAUGAUCGCGCGUUUCCUGCUGGGCACGAUGCACCCCACCAUCAUGAAGACGGGUUAUAUCCUCGCCAUGGAGGUCACAGAGCCUCGCCUGAGAUCGGUCAUGGGCAUCAUGCUCUUCCUGCCGUGGGCCGUGGGCACAGUGGCCUGGGGCGGCUUCGCAUACCUGGUGAGGGACUGGCGUUGGCUGCAGCUCACCGUGUCCCUGCUCGCUCUCAUCUUCCUGCCGGCGCUCCUGUUCAUGGAUGAGUCCCCGAGGUGGCUGGUGGUGCGAGGCUACCACGGCCUCGCCCUCAGGACGCUGCAGAAGGCGGCCAGAUGGAACAAGGCCUCGCUCCCACCGGCUCACAGGAUCCUGCAGAUUCUCAAGGACGGGCAGCAUGAGGUACACCCACAGAAGAGGCAUAACCCGGAUGAUACUUGUAGUUUCAAUGGGCUGAUAAGGAUGUACGUGGAGAGUGCUUUCAUUCUGUUCAGAACUCCCCGCCUUCGCAUCAUCACUCUGUGCAUGUACAUCGACUACCUCAUCGUCGGGAUGGUGUACUAUGGACUCUCUCUCGGCGGAGGCAACUUCAGCAGCGACCCGUUCAUCUAUAUGGUGUUAAUGGGCGUGAUGGAGGUGCCUGCGUAUACUGUGAUGGUGCCUGUGGUGACGAGCUUCGGCAGACGAGCCCCCACGGUCUUCUUCUUCCUGUUUAGUGGGGCUGUUUUGCUCUGUUUGCCUUUCAUUCCUUUGGGAUGCGGCUGGCUCGCGGUCACGUUAGCGAUGAUCGGGAAAAUGAUGAUCACGUCUGCCUUCCAAAUCAUCGCACUUUAUUGCUCCGAACUUUUCCCGACGGAGGUGAGGACCCGCGGCGCCAGUACAGCCUUCAUGAUGUCUCGUCUCGGCUCCACCUGCUCGCCCUUCAUCACCGAAUACCUUGGCGCGGCGUACCCAUGGGCGCCCUCAGUGGUGUUCGGAGUAUCGUCCAUCGUCGCGGGUCUGGCAACACUGGCACUGCCCGAGACGUUGGGCGUGGCACUGCCUGACACCAUCGCCCACCUGGAGGAGAGGGCAGCGCUGGGCACGAAGAGAAUGUUCCUCCGGAUGCUCACGCGCGAGUACAACUCUGGCCUCCGCUUCAGUCCCGCCCUCACUCGCCCUCCUCGACUGACUCUCAGGGAAACGUCCUCCAUCAUGAUCCAAGAGCGGCAGGAGGAGCAUCCACAGCCGGAGCAGGAGGACGAAGCUCGGGAGGAGGAGCAGCAAGAGCAGGGUUCACUCAGGCACACGAAGCUGACGAAAGACGAGGCCUCUGAAGCUCCACGAGGCGAGUUCACUGAACCACCGACGCGCCAUGAAACAGAGAAGCCGGGCAUUCGGCCGUGUAUCGAACCGUCGAGAUUCAUGUGGCUCGAACCCAUGGCUUCGACCAGUACGAGGAGUGGAGUGUUCAGUGGGAAAUGAAAACGUAAAAUGAUGUUUUUUUUUUUUUUUU
Messenger RNA from Penaeus indicus, 1756 nucleotides. Its product is annotated as organic cation transporter protein-like. Bases 1 to 1725 code for a protein of 574 amino acids. Gene Ontology annotation, molecular function: transmembrane transporter activity. Gene Ontology annotation, cellular component: membrane. Gene Ontology annotation, biological process: transmembrane transport. The transcript is spliced from 11 exons. NCBI's taxonomy places the organism in Eukaryota, Metazoa, Arthropoda, Malacostraca, Decapoda, Penaeidae. The record is from RefSeq and is a predicted model, not a curated record.